Molecule: messenger RNA, 768 nt
Organism: Epithele typhae
Lineage: Eukaryota; Fungi; Basidiomycota; Agaricomycetes; Polyporales; Epitheliaceae
Exons: 8
Coding region: 1-768 (255 amino acids)
Source: RefSeq, a predicted model, not a curated record
AUGUCCAAGCCUACCUACUACACAUUCGGCAUGUCCGUUUGGGCUGCCGCCGGAGAACUUGCCAUCGCCGACCUCGAGUACCCCGCCGACGCCAUCGAUGUCAAGGUCGUCAACCUCGCUGAAGGCGCCAACUUUACGCCCGAGUUCCUCGCCAUCAACCCGAACGGCACGCUCCCGACGCUCGUCGCGGACGGCAAAGCGUACACGUCCACCAAGCAGGUGAUCAAGUACCUUAUCGAGCACGCCCCGCGCAAGGCCGCGAAGGGAACCGCACUCCGGGACACCCUUCAGGAGGCGCAGCUCGACCCCAACGCGCCCAUGCUGCUCGCGCGCAAUGACGAGCAGCUGAAGGCACUCGCGUCCGGCUUCCCGCUGAUCUUCCUCCAGAACCGCCAAGACUCGCUCGAGAAGCACAGCGCGUUGCCCGCGGCCGCCGACUUCCAGGAGUUCUACACCGGCAAGAAGGCGGUCAACGGCGGUCUGCUCGCCGUCUUCAAGGGCGCCGCGCCCGACGCCGCCAAGGCCGGCACGAUCACCGCGUUCAUCAUGACCGAGCUCCCGACGCUCCUGCCCGAGUCUGGGUUCCUCGGGGGCGAGACCCCGGGCGAGGACGACUACCACCUCGGCGCGUGGCUCGCGCGGAUCGCGAUGUUCACCGGGGGCUCCGUCGCGGACGGGGGCCCGGUGCCGCCGAAGGUGGAGGCGUACUGGAAGGCGUGGGCGGCGAGGCCGGCGUUCCAGAAGGUGUACGAGAAGGGCUUGCAUUAA